UUCCAUCAACCACUUCAAUUAGUCACUAGGUUUUUCUUUUUUUGACGAAUUUUUUCUUUCUCGCCACAAAUAAUUUUUACAUUUAAUCAUAACAUUCAAGUGGUCUUUAAAGAUGAGAUGGCGCGACGACGAGGAGAAAAAGAUCCAAGUUUAAUUAUAGUUGUAUUUGAUUUAGUGGUGACAUUUUAGUGAAAUAACACCGUGAACGAUGAGACGAAUAUAUUCGUUUUUUUGGGGAUGUACGGUGCAAUGUGUACAGAAACACUGAAUAAGGUUCGUUUCGCGAACGAAAAGUGGUAUUUUACCAUUCACAUUCAACAAGGUGUACGCAAAAAAUGAAAGUACAAGAAGCUAUGAACAACAAACCGUAUAAAAUUAUCGAAAAUGAUUUCAUGGACACUAUGUGCGAAUCGAAAACUACAAAUCGGUCUAAAAUGGAUAGUAAUCGUUGUGAUAUUCGGUGUGUACUUCAUCAUUUUAUUGAGAGAAUCGAUUGCAGCAUUAGAAGUAACCAAUAAAAAAUCGAAUUACGUUGAAGAGGCAUCCAAAGAAAUACCGAGUAAAAAUCAUCGAAAAACGUCGAAUAGUCUACACCAAUCACACAGAUACCAUCGAAUAGCAAUCAGCAACAGUACGAAAAAUCAUGUAACCGUUCCCCCUGUGCCAAUCCUAACAACUGUAAAUCCAAUUUACGAAUAUUCGGACGAAAUAAAUGCGGCAGCCGAGCAUGAUUUUGCAGAAAGACAGGCAAGAUUGUGGGAGGUGUGUGCCAAGUUUAAUUUUGGCCGGACACCGAACGCCUGGGAGUUUUUUAUUUCAUCCGGACAUAAUUUGGCGUGGUGUAAUGUGUUCAAAGCCGGUAGCAGUACAUGGAUUUAUUAUUUUAACAUACUAGCUGGGUACAAUAUUGCAUAUCUACAACGUACCAAGUCAGCACCACUAGAACUAGCAAGAAAAAAAUUUCCACGACCUAGCCCACCUGAAUUGGAAGAAGCCUUAACAAAUUCACUAUCUUUUCUAAUUGUUCGAGAUCCUUUUGAGCGUUUAUUGUCGGCCUAUCGUGAUAAGUUAGAAGGUUACCGAAACAAAUACUAUAAAAUAUUGGGAGAACAAAUUGUGAAAAAAUUUCGAAAAAUACCGAAAAAGAUCUCAUACGGACCAACAUUCAAAGAGUUUUUGAUGUUUUUGCUGCAAAACUACAAAUCGGGUCAACGAUUCGACGAACAUUGGAGCCCAAUCUAUACGUUUUGCACUCCAUGUAGUAUUAACUAUACUCUGAUUGCCAAAAUGGAAACGUUUCAAAGAGAUUCCGAGUACAUCAUUCGUCAAGCUGGAUUGGAAACGUUACUGCUGAACAAAUUACCGCACAAGAAAAUCAAAUCAAUAACGAAUCAAUCGAGCGGCGAAACGAAAAAUUACAUUGAAAGAUAUUUUUCGCAAAUUGACAUCGAUACGCUGAAUCAGUUGCUGGACGUGUAUGGACCAGAUUUUGAACUAUUUGGAUAUAAUAGUACUAAAUACGUGAAAAUCGUUCAAUCAAAUGUUUAGUGCAUUAGUAGAGCAGGUCGAAUUUUUUAGAUAUUUUAUUUCUGAACAAUUCUGAAAAAGUUUUGGAAAAAUUUCGAUUUUUCGGAAUUUUCGGAAUUAAAAUUCCCAAAAAGAAACCCUGUAGUAGAGUCUAUAUCUGGCUUAGACAGCUGUCGCGGAUCUGUUUCUAAUAGGAUGUAAGAAGUGAAUAUAUGACUUUUAGUUAGAGCACACAAUUUAGUAAUAUGAAUAUUUACACUUUGCAUACUAAAAACAUAUAUUUUUCAUAAAUUUCGAAACAAAAAA
This is a messenger RNA of Bradysia coprophila, 1833 nucleotides long. Its product is annotated as carbohydrate sulfotransferase 11. NCBI's taxonomy places the organism in Eukaryota, Metazoa, Arthropoda, Insecta, Diptera, Sciaridae. Gene Ontology annotation, biological process: carbohydrate biosynthetic process. Gene Ontology annotation, molecular function: sulfotransferase activity. Gene Ontology annotation, cellular component: membrane. The record is from RefSeq and is a predicted model, not a curated record.